This is a messenger RNA of Betta splendens (Siamese fighting fish), 4443 nucleotides long. It is a transcript of the gene lsamp, whose product is annotated as limbic system associated membrane protein. Lineage: Eukaryota; Metazoa; Chordata; Actinopteri; Anabantiformes; Osphronemidae. Gene Ontology annotation, cellular component: neuron projection. The record is from RefSeq and is a predicted model, not a curated record. The coding region runs from base 537 to 1670 and encodes 377 amino acids. The transcript is spliced from 10 exons.
CGAUCGGGACGACAAACAACCGCGAACUCUACGUGUUUAUCUUCUCUGGAAGUCCGUUUAACCUUUGCUUCGUGUUAUAAUGAAAAUAACAUCUUGAGCUCCGAGUCAAAAAUGCAAAUCAGCAGCGAUAGAACGUCACACAUGCUUUUCCCCGUGUGGAUCCUGUGUCCGGGGGAGAAUCGUGGUCGUGGCGCCGAAUGAAACGACUUGGAUUUGUCCAGAUUAGUUCCGCCGUUCGCUGUGAACCAUGAAACAGGCUGUAGCACAGUAAGAACACGGUGACCACACACGCCGCCCCCCCCCCCGCCCCCCUGCGCUCAGAGCGCCGGUAGGGGGCGCUAAUGUCCGCGUGAAGCGGACGAGGAAGCGGCCACGGAGGCUCCGGCUCCUGCGUUCACCCACACAGUUCGGUUCGGGCUGGGGUUCGGUCCUGCGCUCGGCUUCACCUGCAGCGCUUCCUCUGCUGGAAAUUAGCCGCCGGAGACGCAGCGUGGUCGGGGAGGGCGCGGAGCUCCUGCACCGGGUUCGAGGACACCAUGCGUUACUUCUGGAUACACGCCGCGUGGAUCCCCGGCGUCGCGUUCCUCUUUGGAUUUCAAGGCAAGGGGUCGUUUCAUUCUGUGUUCUUCCUGUUUCAUGUCCUGACGUUUCCCACUCAGACGCGCCGGAGUUACAGGGAGAUUUCAGCCACGGCGGAUGCUUAUUGCGCGCGUGUGCGUCUGAGUUGUGAAGGAUUCCCCGUCCGAAGCGUGGAUAUGCAGCGAGCCACCGACAACAUCACCAUCCGCCAGGGAGACACGGCGAUUAUCAGGUGUUACGUUGACGACAAAGUGUCCAGGGUGGCUUGGCUCAAUCGAUCCAACAUCAUCUUCGCUGGACAGGACAAGUGGUCCCUGGACCCCAGGGUGGACCUGGUCACUAAAGGCCAGCUGGAGUACAGCCUGCGCAUACAAAAGGUGGACGUGUACGACGAGGGCUCGUACACCUGCUCCAUACAGACCAAGCAGCAGCCCAAGACCUCGCAGGUCUACCUCAUUGUACAAGUUCCAGCCAGCAUCUACAAAGUGUCCGAAGACAUCACGGUGAACGAGGGCAGCAACGUGACGCUCAGCUGUCUGGCCAGCGGCAGGCCGGACCCCGCCAUCACCUGGCGGCUGCUCAACCCCUCAGCCGAGCCGUUGGAGGGAGAAGAGUACCUGGACAUUAUAGGCAUCAUGCGGAACCAAGCGGGUCGCUACGAAUGCAAGGCCAGCAACGACGUGGCCACACCCGACGUCAAAUACGUCAACGUGGUCGUCAACUACCCGCCAACAAUAAAGAAAACCCAGAGCUCGGAGACUCCGGUGGGCCGCAUGGGGAUGCUGCAGUGCGAUGCCACCGCCGUGCCCACCCCAGAGUUUGAGUGGUACCGAGACGAGAAAAGACUGUCCAAUGCCCAGGGCCUCAACAUCCAGAUUCUUGGCACCACCACUAUUCUCAUGAUCGCUAACGUCACCGAAGAGGAUUAUGGGAACUACACCUGCGUGGCCUCGAACCGACUGGGAGUCCAGAAUGCCAGCGUUUUCCUCUAUAGACCUGGGACGGGUCGAGAUAUCAACGGCUCUGCCUGCGUAUCUCAAUCACUGUGGCUCCUGUUGGCGUCCUUCGCCUGCCUUUUCUUCAAGUGUUAAUAGCACUGUCCUCCUCCUUCUCAUCUCCCCUCCCUCCUGGCUUCCUUCCCCUCUCCUCCUCCUUUCCUCCAGCUCACCGACAUCCCUAUCGCUACGGUACCUUAUUACCAGCUCCUCCGCCUCCCCGUCCUCCCUCGUCCAGACUGUUUGCAUCAUGAUACAAAAACCUUACGUGCUCUCAAGCACCGCUUAGAGAUAUUACAAAACAUGAUGGGGUACGAGUAAAGUUAUGAGAACAACAAAAAACAUGAUAUGAAGGACAGAACAAGCAAACAGUGAUCCUUUUUUCAUUUCUUCUGUUUUUUUGCUAUAUCUUGUCUUCUGGGUCUGGACCGGGUUUCGGAAUUUGUUGUGUUUUUGCCGUCACGGGAAUGAAAAGCAGAGGCGACUCGCAGUGUCGCCAACAAUCAUUUGUGUCUAGAGGUACUGAGGAUAAAAGGUGUAUUGCUUUCUUUCCCCAUUAUUUUAGCUAAAAUUGGUAAAUAUUAAUGAGCAACAUGCAAAUCUCUGCCAAAUAUAUAUAUGUAUAUGUAUAGAUCUGAUUCUAACACAUGCAGAAAUUAAGGGAAAUGAAUAGGAUCGAACCUAACAUUUAAUCUGAACUAACAUAAUCUGAUUCUACUGACACAACAUCAGUCAGGUCCAAUCAAUGAGGCUGUUUAGCCAGUGUUAGUUAAACUGAGUGAUGUUAAACUGAAAACUAGACUAAAUGUUACUCUAAGACAAAUUAUCACAGAAGGUUCCAACGAUGCAAAGCGUAUGUAACAUUUUUAUUUGUCUUUGAUGAGACAAGUUGCCGAAAGUCGAAAUAGUUUCCGUGUUUGGUGACAAGCGGCCGAACGGUGCAGCCCGACUCACGCCGCUGCACCGGCUUCAGUUACACGCGCUGUUCUCAGUUUUCAUGAGUUUCAGGAUCAUUCUGUGCUGUUGGAAUUUGGAAAAUGAAAAAUGUAUGACACCAAUGAAUGACUUAGGUUUUUUUUCCUCUUAUAAAAGUAUGUGUGGUUUAAUAUGACAUUACACAGAAAAAAAAUCAUAAUAUAUUGAUACAGAUUUUCUUUGCCUUCGCCUCAUUGUGUAUAUAUACUUGAAUCCAAUGUCUUUAUACUAUGAGACAGCAGACUUGGCGUGUCGGUCUCUGAACUGGGCAGCGACACGUAGCUGUCUUCAAAUGAGAACCUGCUCCAUCAUGUGAUCUGAGGCCCGAAAGACAGAAAAAAGACAUUCAUGUGUUGGCUCAGUGUGUUUUCCUGUAGGGGUGGGAGGGAGUGGGGUUAUAAUGGGCUUGUGAUGCGCCUUCACCUGCCUUUUCAUCCAAAUACAGAUUGGUUGUUCAUUAGUGUCAUUAUUUAUUAGGUAUAUAGCUAAAUCGGUUCCAAAAAAUAUAUAUAAGUUAAUCCGAGGAGGUUUUUGCUGCUUAAAGUGAGCACGAUCAGCCACUGAGACGACUGAUGGCCUCCAGAUGCUCAGCGGGUUUGCAGUCUAGACUCUGAAAUGGGCAGCGAUUUCAUUCAAAUCAUUUUUUAUUUUCACUGUAAGAUCAAUAAUAACUAACAGUCAGACUCCUCUGUUUGGGAAAUAACAAGAAUCGGCUCGUUUAUGCUUUUAACUCUUGUUUUUGGCUUCAUUAUUUAGGCUGAGCACAUGACUCCAGCCUGUAUCGAAUAGCGUUAGCUCAUCAGCAGGAGAACAAGUGAAUGAUGGAGCAGCUCCGGUGGGACUGCUCCAGAUCGGUUUGCAUGCGAGCGCUCGGUGCUUCUGUACGCGUCUGUUCCAGGAAGUCUGUCCGUCUGAAAAACAACCUCAGGGCAGAGCAGUGCCGGCCUUGGGCAGAACCCCAGACCAUCACAGCAGGUCCAGUUCGUCCUUCUCAUGAUUAGCAUUUAGUGGCACCUGCUUGACAUUCCCGACGCGUGGAGUUUGGUGCAUCGAGGCAAAUAGUGGAGGGAUGGGCAAUUAUGUGUCAACAGUGAACCGUCUCAUCUAAAAGCCAUGGAGCUUUCACGCAUCAAAAGAGAGACUCGUAGAAAUGCUGUCCUUCCACCGCUCAUAGAGACCAGCAACCAGCCUAUGAACACAGCCCAAGUCCUGUAGACAGACUUGGAGAGACACAGCAUUCUAGUUUACUACUGGCCGUCGCCUCAAGACAUCAGUGUCGCAUCUCUGUACAAAGCCGGCUCCCGUUUGUGUGAGUGUAUUUCCAUGGUUCUGUUUGUUGCUAUGAACCCAGCUGAGAGGCGCUAAACACGACAGCGUGACGCAUGAGGAGCCCAGUGAACGCUGCGUCCGCUGUGGAGCUCUGGUUCCGACCCCCUUUCCCCGUCUCAUCCUUUGUGUGUAUAUACAGUAUGAAAUUUCUACCGUAGAAUGUUGUAAAGUCAGCAAAUCCAUACGGUCGUGUUUAUACAACUCCACGUUUAAAGUUUUCAACAAAAAAAUUUAACUAUCACGUUUGUACUUCCCUUUGGGAAAUUAAGAUUCAAUCAUGGGUUAUGACACAGCAAUGUCCCCUUUUUUCUAUUUUGCUUUACUUUAUUGCGUAUUACGGCAUAAAGUAACUCCAGUUAGUUUUUAAAAGAAAUGUGUAUUAAACAAAAUGUUCAUAACACAAAUUAAAGUUUGAAGUUAAUGUUCUGUAUUUGAAUGUGACUUGAGCUGUUGGGGAAAGUAACAUUUUCUGUUUUGGGAGAUAGCUUGAAACACACUGAAUCUCAAUGGUACUGUUGUGUUUAUCACCAUGUAACAUGCAAAUAAAAUAAUAUAUGUAUUGUUA